Messenger RNA from Gopherus evgoodei (Goodes thornscrub tortoise), 1941 nucleotides. Its product is annotated as protein phosphatase 1G-like. Gene Ontology annotation, cellular component: nucleoplasm. The record is from RefSeq and is a predicted model, not a curated record. Gene Ontology annotation, biological process: protein dephosphorylation. Lineage: Eukaryota; Metazoa; Chordata; Testudines; Testudinidae. Gene Ontology annotation, molecular function: protein serine/threonine phosphatase activity; cation binding.
GCGCGCUCCGUCCCUCGGCGUCUCUCUUUCUGUCGCUUGCGGUCGCGCUGGUUCCGCCUCCCGCCCGCCCCCGCAUCAUGGGCGGCUCCCUGUCCAAGCCCCACACGGUGAAGAGCUCGGGGGACGGGGCCCGGGGCCCGGGCGGGCCGCGCCCGCUGCACUUCGGCUACAGCGCCAUGGAGGGCUGGCUGGGCUCAAUGGAGGAUGCGCACAACUGCAUUCCAGAGCUAGACAGUGAGACGGCCCUGUUCUCUGUCUACGAUGGACAUGGAGGGGCAGAGGUUGCCCUGUAUUGUGCCAAGUAUCUCCCGGAGAUAAUCAAGGAGCAGAAGGCUUACAAGGAAGGCAAACUACAGAAGGCCCUGGAGGAUGCCUUCCUGGCCAUCGAUGCCAAGCUGACCACAGAGGAGGUGAUUAAGGAGCUCGCUCAGAUCGCUGGGCGGCCCCAGGAUUUCGACGAGAAGAAAGAGAAAGUAGCUGAUGAAGAUGAUGUUGACAACGAGGAAGUGGCUCUUUGGCAUGAAGAAGCCACAAUGACCAUAGAGGAGCCGCUGACCCGCUAUGGACAGAACUGCAUCAAGAACCUCAGAAACAAGCCACUUGCUCCGGCCGGGGAGAUGGGCCAGGAGCAUGGCAGGGAGGAGUGCAGUGAGGAUGAGGAUGGCUACAGCAGUGAGAAGGCAGAGAAUGAAGAGGAUGAAGGUGACACAGAAGAGAUUGAGGAGGAUGAGGACAAAGAGGAAAAGAUAAUGUUACCACGCAUGAAGCGGAAAAAGGAGCCUGGCUCUGACAGCGGGACGACUGCCGUGGUAGCCCUUAUCCGCGGGAAACAGCUGAUCGUAGCCAAUGCUGGAGACUCUCGCUGCGUGGUGUCGGAGGGUGGCAAAGCUGUAGACAUGUCCUAUGACCACAAGCCGGAGGAUGAGCUGGAGCUGGCGAGGAUAAACAACGCCGGCGGCAAGGUCACCAUGGAUGGGAGAGUGAACGGGCGUCUCAACCUCUCCAGGGCAAUCGGCGACCACUUCUACAAACGGAACAAGAAUCUGCCCCCGGAAGAGCAGAUGAUCUCAGCCUUACCCGACAUCAAGGUGCUGACAAUAAAUGAGGAACACGACUUCAUGGUUAUCGCAUGCAACGGAAUCUGGAAUGUGAUGAGCAGCCAGGAAGUGGUGGAUUUCAUCCAGGCCAAGAUCAGCCAGAAGGAUGAGAACGGGGACCUGAGGCCUCUCUCUUCCAUAGUAGAAGAGCUCCUGGAUCAGUGCUUGGCUCCCCAGGCCUCAGGGGACGGCAUCGGCUGUGAUAACAUGACCUGCAUCAUUAUCUGCUUCAACCCACGCUCCACGCAAGCCCACACCGACAGUGGCAAAUGGAAACUGGCAGCAGCAGAGGCCCAGGCAGUGGGGAAGGAGAACGGCAGUGACAGCAGCAAGAAGGCCAAGCGGGACUAGCAGGCCCAGCACAGAGACUUGUCGUGCACUCCCCAGACUCGUUUCCUAAACAAGUUGAACUCGAGACUCCGAAGUCUCAUCUUUUUUCUGGUUUUUAGCCUUAGCAGAGGCCUCGUUUGUGUCCUGGACAGGGGUGGGGUGAGUUAGCAGGGCAUGUCCUGUUGAUUUGUAACCCUUCCAAAGAGUAAGCCGGGAGCAGAGCUGCCAAGCGGGGCUGGCUUCUGUUCCGCGCACACAGGAGCCCCGGCGGAGAUGAGUAGCACGUUCGUGUUUAGAGGAUGGACAUCCCAAGAUUGUCUCCAUGUAGGUGUUGCCAUUUUUGUGCCUGUGACUAUUCUGUUUGGAGGGAAGAACUUUUUCACUUGUUGAGGUUUUUUAUUCUGUGCCCCCUUUAUUUAAGGCCCGUUCUGUUUUUAUUUGUGGAACAAUCUGGAUCAGGUGCCACCGUUGCACCUCGCUCUGUUCCUGUUGAAUAAACCUGUUUUACUAGCUG